Saxophila tyrrhenica is the source of this 2460-nucleotide messenger RNA. It is a transcript of the gene trl1, whose product is annotated as tRNA ligase. The transcript has a single exon. Bases 1 to 2460 code for a protein of 819 amino acids. Gene Ontology annotation, cellular component: nucleus. Gene Ontology annotation, molecular function: ATP binding; phosphoric diester hydrolase activity; RNA ligase (ATP) activity. The record is from RefSeq and is a predicted model, not a curated record. Gene Ontology annotation, biological process: tRNA splicing, via endonucleolytic cleavage and ligation. NCBI's taxonomy places the organism in Eukaryota, Fungi, Ascomycota, Dothideomycetes, Mycosphaerellales, Extremaceae.
AUGGCGCAACGAUUGUCGGCGCCAUACCGGCCGCAGGACCGCCAGGAGGUCGGUGAAAUGCUCCGUGGACUGGAGGGGAACAAAGGCAGAGGCAAGGGCAAAGGUGGCUUUUCCGUCAAGAAGAACACCUUCGACGUCGCCGGCACCAACAUCAAAGUCGACUCGUGGCGAAUGCAGGACUGGGACUACAAGAAGCCUAAUCUGCCCACUUACGCCAGAGGAUUGUUCACGACCAAAGACAGCAGCGGCCGGCCGGAGAUUGUUGUCAGAGGAUACGACAAGUUCUUCAACCAUGGCGAGGUGAAGGACACAGAGUGGCGAAAUGUCGAGGCCAACACUCGUGGACCUUACGAGUUGAGUGUGAAGGAGAAUGGCUGCAUCAUCUUCACCUCUGGUCUGGAAGACGGCACAUUACUGGUCUGCAGUAAACACUCGACAGGCGACCGCUCCGACACCGAUAUCAGCCAUGCAAAGGCGGGAGAGAAGUGGGUGGAGAGACAUCUGAAGUCCGUGGGCAAGACCAAGCAGGAUCUGGCGAUGAGGCUACGAGAGAUGAACGCCACCGCUGUUGCUGAGCUAUGCGACGAUGACUUCGAAGAGCAUGUCCUGGCCUACGAUCCUGCCUCCGCUGGUCUCUACCUCCAUGGUAUCAACCUCAACCUACCUGAGUUCGCCACUUAUCCUCACCAUCUCAUCGACGAGUUCGCCGAGGAAUGGGGCUUCAGGAAGACGAUGUACGUGCUCAAAGAUGACAUCCACGACGUGAAAGGCUUCCUCGACGGCAUCGCGGAGACUGGCAACUAUGCCGGUCGAGACACAGAGGGCUUCGUUAUCCGGUGUCAGUCCAAAGCAGGCAGCGGUGAAUGGCAUGACUGGUUCUUCAAGUACAAGUUCGACGAGCCAUACUUGAUGUACCGGCAAUGGCGAGAGUGCACCAAAGCAGUCAUCUCGGGCAGGCCGCCAAAGUACAAGAACCACAAGAAGAUCACAGAGGAGUACCUGCUGUAUGCUCGUCAACAGCUACACAAGAAUCCUGAGCUUGGAAAGCUGUACCAGCAGAACCACGGCAUCAUCAAGAUGCGGGACGACUUCCUGGCAUCGCGGGGUCUGAAGGGCUCGGAUAUUAUCCGCCAGGAGCAGAUGGAGGGUGAGGUCUCGAAUGAUGAUGUGACAAAGGAUGUCGUUCUUGUACCCGCAGCAACUAUCGGAUGUGGCAAGACGACUGUGGCGCUUGGACUGUGCAAGCUGUUUGGAUGGGGUCACGUCCAGAACGACAACAUCACUGUUAGAAAGGGCAAGCCGCAGGCAUUCGCUACUGCUUGUGUCAACGCUCUGAGCCAGUGCCCGGCGAUGGUGGCGGACAGGAACAACCACCAAAUGCGUGAGCGGAAGCAAAUCAUCGACGACGUCUCGAAGGUGGUACCCAACGCACGCCUCGUGUGUCUUCAUUUCGUGCAUGAUGACUACGACAAGAUCAGAGAUGUUACGAGGGAGAGAGUCUUGACCAGAGGCGACAACCAUCAAACCAUUCACGCAAGCAAAGGCUCGGACGAGAUCAUCGGUAUCAUGGAAGGCUUUCUGCAGCGCUUCGAGCGGGUCAACCAAGACUCGCCUCCAGAUGAGGGGUUCGACUUGGUCAUUGAUCUGGACGUCAGCGCCUCUUCGAGAGACAACCUUGAGACGGUUAUCAGUAAGAUGUACGCAGAGUACCCGAAGCUCUUCGGCAACCAGGACAUGCCAACCUCUGACGACAUGGACGCCGCCAUCGACGCAGCAAUGAAAGACUACACCGUCGACCUCAAGCACGAAAUCAAGAGCCGCGACGACCGAAACAACAACCCCGGCAAGGGCCAGAACAAGCGUCCGAAUGGUCAAGCCAACGGAUCGACAAAACCAAAGGAGAGAAAGAUUGAGUAUUUCUCGGUACAAAUGCCGUACUCCAACAUCAAUCGGAUCCUCGAAGCACUGUUCAAGGAUGCCGCUCCGGAGGAGGCGCAGAUGUACAAUUCACUGAAAGCUCAGCGCCGCGUCCAGAACGAGUUCCACGUCACGCUCAUCCAUCGCGCCGUCGCUGACCGGCAGCCUGAGAUCUGGGACAAGCUUAUGGAACUCCAAACCAAAGCUUCCGCCCCGACAGAGACCCAGGCCUUCUCGAUCCCAGAGCCGAAGCUAGGACAUGCGAAAGUCCGUUUAGAGCGAUUGGUGUGGGACGACAGGAUCAUGGCCUUCGUGGUCCGCCUCAGCCCGGGCGAAGGCACCGACCAGCAGUGGCAGAGCGCGAAUCCAGUAGCGCAUGUCACGGUAGGUACUGCCUCGGAGAAAGUCAAGCCGGUCGAAUCGAACAAUCUGUUGGCGAGGUGGGAGCGGGAUGGUAGCGGAGCGAAUGGGAUUCAUGAGAUGAUGAUCAAGGGGAAUGUGCAGGUUGAGGGGACUGUGAAGGCUGUUUUGCAGAGGCUGUGA